This is a messenger RNA of Pipistrellus kuhlii (Kuhl's pipistrelle), 1894 nucleotides long. RefSeq names its product high mobility group box 4 (gene HMGB4). The record is from RefSeq and is a predicted model, not a curated record. Gene Ontology annotation, biological process: regulation of transcription by RNA polymerase II. The coding region runs from base 1286 to 1873 and encodes 195 amino acids. The transcript has a single exon. Gene Ontology annotation, molecular function: DNA binding, bending. Lineage: Eukaryota; Metazoa; Chordata; Mammalia; Chiroptera; Vespertilionidae.
GCGAGAAAAGGGGCUGGCUUAGGUGGCCCUUGGCAGAGCUGGGCUAGAAUUCAAGACUGGGUCUCUCAUCAGUUUCCAUUCUUCUUUCACACAAGAUGGAAAAUGAAGUAAAUCUUGGAGCCCUGGGAAUGGACUUGGCAAAAAUCCUAAAUGCAGUCUAGUCUUAGGCAAGUUUCUCUGGACCCUUAGCCCUCACAGGAGCAGUUAGUUUUCUAUCAAUGGGAGGAAGCAAGGCCUGAGUGGGGUAAAUGAGCCCAAAUCCACACUCCCACCUACUCUGGGCUGUUUUACCUUAAACAGGUUAAUUUUUAUGUUAAUGAGGCUCGAUUUUCGAGUCAUAUUAAUUCCAUUAUCAAACAAGCAAGUACCCGUUGGUGACUAAACUUCUGACUGAACUUCUCUUUUUCUUCCAGUUGGAAGUCUUGUGGGAUAUUUGCGAGUGCUUUUACAAAAGGCCAGAGACCAACUUAUUUGAAUGUAGCUGUUAGACCUGGGUCUUCUAACCCCAAGAAGUGGGGAACCCUGAGUCCAAGGAUUAGAUCUCAAAUGCAAUUAGCAAAAUGCCAAGGUUCUCCUCUCUUCUGCUCUCCCCCCUCCCUCAAAAAUCUUCAGAGGAAGAAGAAUUUAGACUUACAACCCAAGUGCUCAGGUUUUAAAUCAGACAACUCUGUCCUGACAGGAAGCGAGUCAGGGCUGUGACGCCUGAUUAUUUUUAGAGUUACUACUAAACUCUGUGUGGUGUGAGCUGCCACUGUUCCAGGCAAACAGAAAGACUUCCCAUUUUAUCACCGCAGCUCUGGGGCCAUCCACCUCCCCGAGUCCCUUAUUUCCAGCCUGACUUUGGAAGGGAUGACAUGGCAUCUCGUCAAUAUUAGGGUGAGGAAGGCAGAAUCCUAUGGUUGGUUGCUGCAUCUGAGGAACCGGAGCUGAGCAAAGCUGCUGCCUCCAGGAAGCCAGGGGGAAAUAUUCUGGGGGAAGGAGCUACUCCAUAGCUUUCUCCAGAAAAACCGUUAGGUUUCAUGAGAUGCAAGAAAAAUUGACCAUAGCGUAGCCAACCAAUGACAGUCCCUCUAUGCAAAUGCCAAGAGUGGCCAGCUUGUGGAUGACGUCACAAGCUCCUCCUAUGACCUAAUAAUGCCCCUACCACUGAAAAGGCCGGCCCCUGACUGCAGCUCUUACAGAGAGGACAAUUCACCACAAGCAGAGCACCUUCUAGAUUGCUCCUGGAGUGUGGGGACAAAAGUCUCUGCUGUCCAAGUUACUGAAUCCAGAAAAACAUGAUCUGAUGAACAUGGCAAAAGAAAUCCAGCUAAGGCCCAAGGUUAAUGUCUCUUCUUACAUCCACUUCUUACUGAAUUACAGAAACAAGUUUAAGGAGCAGCAGCCAAAUUCCUUCCUUGGCUUUAAAGAGUUCUCUAGAAAGUGCUCGGAAAAAUGGAAGUCCAUCUCCAAGCACGAAAAGUCCAAGUACGAAGCCCUGGCCAAGCUCGACAAAGCCCGAUACCAGGAAGAGAUGAUGAAUUACGUUGGCAAGAAGAAAAAGCGGAGAAAGCGGGACCCACUCGCACCCAGGCGGCCUCCGUCAUCCUUCCUACUCUUCUGCCAAGACCACUAUGCCCAGCUGAAGAGGGAGAAUCCCACCUGGUCCGUCGUGCAGGUGGCUAAGGCCUCAGGGAAGCUGUGGGCUGCGAAAUCAGACAUGGAGAAGCAGCUGUACGAAGAGAGAGCCGCUAUUCUGAGAGCUAAGUACUACGAGGAACUGAAAAUCUACCGCGAGCAACGCAUUGCCAGGAAGAAUCUCAAACGGUUGGCGAGGAAACCGUGCAGGGGGUGUGGGCAGGCUGCGGCCCAUCAAGCUGGUGGCUCCAAAUAGAAAUAAAGGCCAUUCAACUGU